CUCUCGUCUCCCCUCUCUACUGUAUUGCACUUACAAAGAAAAGAAAAGAAAAGAAGAGGAAGAGAGAGAAACAAACUUCCAAAAAGGAAAGUUAGAAAAUAGAAAUAAAGAAGAGCGAGGCAUACAUAUUACAGCGGAAGCAAGCCAGUGGCUGCUGCCUGUGUCUGUGUGCGUGGCUGCAAGCGAAGCUAGAAAUGUUCUCUUCCCAGAAUUUUAUUCAUUAGCGAGCAGUGGUAUAAAUUUCUGCCCAGAAGAUAAACAAAAGGUUGCAACUUUUGCUUUCUUUAACCAGCAAUUUGACUUCCCCUUUUCUUGGGUUGUCCUAACUUGCAUGUUUUAGCUUCCCCUCACCCUCUGUAUUCCAUCUUUACACUGAAAGCUUGCGCCUUUUCCUAACUUCCGAAGCUUUCCUUUUGUUCCCCUUGCCUGGCUCCCUGCAGUUCAAUGGAGGAAAUUAAUUCCAGAGAUGGGUUUUAAGCGAACCAGCAAAAAGAAGUGGUUUUGCUGACAUGAAUCUUGCUCUUCACUUCAAAUGGUGAUGAUUCAUGAACUAAAAUGGAGCUCAGCAGAUCUACCGCCAUGGGAACCAGCUGCCUCAAAAAUCUCGUGCUACCCUUCUUCCUCUUCUUCUUCUCCUCCAUUAUUCCAGUGAUUCUCGCCGCUACAGACCCUGGCGACUUAGCUGUCCUCAAGGAAUUCAGGGAAGGGUUGGAGAAUCCGGAGCUUCUGGAAUGGCCCAAACCUGGCGGGGACGAAGACCCUUGUGGCCAGACGUGGAAACACGUCAUCUGUUCCGGUUCAAGGGUUACCCAGAUUCAAGUUCAGAGCAUGAGCUUGAAAGGCACUCUGCCACAGGACUUCAACAAGCUUGCCAUGCUGGACAAUUUGGGGCUACAGAGGAACCAAUUCACUGGGCCAUUGCCUUCCUUCAAGGGCUUGUCCAAGCUUAGGUACGCCUUUCUCGAUUACAACGGCUUCGAUUCGAUUCCCUCCGAUUUCUUCGAUGGCCUUGACAGUCUGGAAGUUCUGGCAUUGGAUGGGAACAAUUUCAAUGCUACCACUGGUUGGUCAAUCCCUAAAGGGUUGCUGAAUUCUGCACAGUUGGUCAAUUUUACAUGUACCAGCUGUAAUUUGGCUGGUCCGUUGCCUGAUUUCCUGGGGAGUUUUGUCUCUCUACAAAACUUGUUGCUUUCGGACAACAAUAUAACCGGUGAGCUUCCAGCAAGCUUCAAGGACAACACUGCUUUGCAAAUGCUGUGGUUGAAUGAUCAGAACGGCGAUGGAUUGACCGGUCCUAUUGAUGUGGUUGCAACAAUGGAAUCUGCUACCACUCUAUGGCUUCAUGGAAACCAGUUCACCGGUCCCAUCCCUGAUAGCAUUGGUAAUUUGACUAGCUUGAAGGAUCUAAAUCUCAAUGGUAAUCGACUUGUCGGGUUAGUCCCUUCUAGCUUAGCUGAUUUGCCAUUGCAAAAGCUGGAUUUGAAUAAUAAUAGGUUGAUGGGGCCUAUACCGAAGUUUAAAGCAGCUAAAGUUUCCUUCAGUUCAAAUUCAUUUUGUCAGUCUACAGCUGGAGUUCCAUGUGCUGAUGAAGUCAUGACACUCAUAGAGUUCCUCGAUGGUUUGAAUUACCCUUCCAGGCUAGUCUCUUCAUGGACUGGUAAUGAUCCGUGUUCUUCGUGGCUUGGGAUUCGCUGUAAUCCGAAUGGCAAAGUUGAUUCCAUUGUUCUGCCUAACUACAAUCUCAGUGGAAUUUUAAGCCCUUCAGUUGGUAAACUUGCUUCUCUUACUCAAAUCAAACUUGAAGGCAACAUUAUAACAGGCCCAUUACCAGAAAGCUGGACUAGCCUGCCAUCUCUAAAGACUUUGGACCUCAGUGGCAACAACAUCUCACCUCCAUUGCCAAAGUUCUCCACCACUGUCCAACUUCUAACCACUGGGAAUCCUCUGUUGGUUGAUGGUGGGAAGUCUGCUCCACGCAAAAAUCCAUCAUCUUCUCCCGAUUCUGGAUCAAAUGGAGGCUCCCACAAUGGUGGUUCCUCUUCUGAGCAAAAUGCCCCUAAGAGGUCCAUUCUAGUUGCAGUCUUAGCUCCUGUUGCGAGUGUAGCUUUCAUGGCCAUGCUAGCUAUCCCGCUUUCGAUAUAUUGUUACCGGAAGAGGAGAGGCACGUUCCAAGCUCCAAAUUCCCUCGUCGUUCAUCCAAGAGACCCAUCGGACUUGGACAACAACACAGUUAAGAUCGUGGUUGCUAACAAUGACAUCACCGGUGCAAGCUCUUCCACAAGAACAGCAAGCGGUGGUUCAAUGUACAGCAGCGGGUUUGGGGAUUCUCACGUCAUCGAGGCCGGGAACCUGGUGAUAUCGGUUCAAGUACUUCGUAAUGUGACGAAGAACUUUGCACCUGAGAACGAGCUAGGCCGUGGUGGGUUUGGAGUGGUGUAUAAAGGAGAGCUCGAUGAUGGGACCAAAAUAGCAGUGAAGAGAAUGGAGUCUGGUGUGAUUAGUAAUAAAGCAUUGGAUGAGUUUCAAUCCGAGAUUACAGUUCUUUCAAAGGUUAGGCACCGGCAUUUGGUGUCGUUGUUGGGGUAUUCUGUUGAAGGUAAUGAGAGGAUUCUUGUGUAUGAGUAUAUGCCACAGGGAGCUCUCAGCAGGCAUCUUUUCCAUUGGAAGAGCUUUCAGUUGGAGCCUCUUUCUUGGAAGAGGAGGCUGAAUGUUGCUUUAGAUGUUGCUAGAGGGAUCGAGUAUCUACAUACUCUGGCUCAUCAGAGCUUCAUACAUAGGGACCUUAAGUCUUCAAACAUAUUGCUCGCUGAUGAUUUUAGGGCGAAAAUUUCAGACUUUGGACUCGUGAAACUUGCUCCGGAUGGUGAGAAAUCUGUGGAGACUAGGCUUGCCGGGACUUUUGGAUACUUGGCACCUGAAUAUGCUGUGACUGGGAAAAUCACGACGAAGGUGGACGUGUUCAGCUUCGGUGUCGUCCUGAUGGAGAUGCUCACCGGAUUGGUAGCACUAGACGAAGACCGAUCAGAGGAAAAGCAGUACCUAGCAGCAUGGUUCUGGCACGUGAAAUCGGACAAGCAGAAGCUGAGAAAUGCCAUCGACCCAGCACUCGAACCAAACGACGAGACAUUCGAAAGCAUCUGGACGAUCGCAGAGCUCGCAGGCCACUGCACAGCAAGGGAACCCAGCCAAAGACCCGACAUGGGACACGCUGUCAAUGUGCUUGCACCCUUGGUCGAGAAAUGGAAGCCACUGGACGAUGACCCGGAAGAGUACUGUGGGAUUGACUACAGCCUGCCGCUCACUCAGAUGGUGAAAGGGUGGCAAGAGACUGAAGGCAAGGACAUGAGCUAUGUGGAUUUGGAAGACAGCAAAGGAAGCAUUCCGGCCAGGCCUACUGGGUUUGCAGAUUCUUUCACCUCUGCUGAUGGUCGAUGAAUGAGACUAGAGCUAUAUCAGUGGCUUCUUUUUGGUGUUUGGCCGUUUCAGUCUGUAGAUAGUUUGUGUUUUCUCUCUUGUUUUGUCCCCCACUUUUUGUGUAUCACUAUGUUUCAUGUAGUGUUUUGAAAUUUUUGUGAUGAAACUUCUCUAUGAUGUUUGGCAAUGCAGAUAGAGAAGAAGGGAUUGAAUUGAUGCAUUGUUGUUCCAUCAGCUUCUUAUCUCUGUUUGAUUGUGUGAGGUUCAUUUUAGAAUUGCUUUUACAACUGCGUGGGGACUGGGGAAGGAACAUAAAGCAGCAGCAAAACCAAGUAAAA
Messenger RNA from Linum tenue, 3752 nucleotides. The record is from the annotation of a GenBank genome assembly. NCBI's taxonomy places the organism in Eukaryota, Viridiplantae, Streptophyta, Magnoliopsida, Malpighiales, Linaceae.